Messenger RNA from Gongylonema pulchrum, 741 nucleotides. NCBI's taxonomy places the organism in Eukaryota, Metazoa, Nematoda, Chromadorea, Rhabditida, Gongylonematidae. The record is from the annotation of a GenBank genome assembly.
AUGAGUUCAGCAAAGUCACAAGAUAGAAAGAAAAAGCCAAGCGGUUCAAAUGGAUUGAUGUUUGUCGCAAUUAUCCACCUACUGCUUGCUUGUGGUAUAAUCGAUGUGGGAAUGUUCAUGGUGACACGUUUGUCACACGUUGCUCAUGUGUGGCCGGAUACCUAUGAAAAGCUGACGAUCAGCGACAACAUAUUCUUCCGAAAUCAAAUUAUAUCAGUCCGGAGACUGUAUGCACCAGUGGCAAUCGCUAUUGGCCUAAUGAUAUUGUUUCCGAAAUUAAUACUCCUGCUCCGAAUAUUCUUUGCGAAAGUAUCGUUCUGGAGGGCAGCAACCGCUGAUAUGCUUAUCGGAUUGGUCACAAUGUUUUAUACUUCCAUCACUGCGCAGAAAAAAAUGUACCAGAAGUUACCGGUAUUUGAAGGUGCGCACGCGCAUGUAUUGUUAAGUCAAAUCGCCGAAUUGGACGUGGAUGAAGAGAACGAUAGCACAAUUUGCUACAAAAUUCGCGGCUUGGGAAAAAGAGCAUCACAGGAAUUCCGGGAUCGAUGCUUGCUGAUUACGCUGCGAAUGUUCGGCGAGCACCUAUCGUUACUGGCAGUAAUAUCAGGCACCACAACACUGAUAUGUGCCAUAAAUAUUGUUUACUGGUUCCUAGAAGAGGAUAAACGCCCAGCUCCAAAGUUACCCACGCCAUCAGCGGAAUUUGCAGGCCUCACCCAGUCGCCUAUUGCUGUCGCCUAG